Molecule: messenger RNA, 849 nt
Organism: Ilyonectria robusta
Lineage: Eukaryota; Fungi; Ascomycota; Sordariomycetes; Hypocreales; Nectriaceae
Product: short chain dehydrogenase
Exons: 4
Coding region: 1-849 (282 amino acids)
Cellular component (GO): intracellular anatomical structure
Molecular function (GO): oxidoreductase activity, acting on NAD(P)H, oxygen as acceptor
Source: RefSeq, a predicted model, not a curated record
AUGUCCGUCCCAGAGUACAACCCCGACCGUUACCUUGAGAACUCUGUGCAGGAUCUCCUGUCACUCCAGGGUCGCACAGUAGUCAUUACUGGAGCCGCCCGUGGUCUGGGCCUAGCUUUUACUCUUGCGGUCGUCGAAGUCGGCGGUAACGUCGCCGUCCUCGACGCCGCGGAGAAGCCCCAUGAGCACUUUUAUAAGAUCCAAAAGCAGUUCCCUAACUCCAAGCUGGAGUUUUACCGCACCGACGUGACCAAGUACGAUGUGCUCAAGGCAAGCUUUGAUCAGGUUGUGGGAGACUUUGGACGUAUCGAUGGCCUUAUCACUGCGGCAGGAAUUUGUCCCGAUGAACCUUUCCUUGAGCGCUCCCCCGAGUCCGUUGCCCGCUGUAUGAACAUCAACGUCCUGGGGACAUACUAUGCGGCGCAAUUGGCUGCGGCCCAGAUGGAUAAGCAGGAGCCUACUGAAUUCAAUCCCCGCGGAGGCUCUAUCGUGCUGAUUGGCUCUAUUGCUGCCCACGUCGCUAGCAAGGGACAGACCACCAGCGACUAUUGUGCCAGCAAAGGAGCAGUCGUUGCUCUGGCGAAGGCUCUUGGUGUGGAGCUCGCUGGUAAGGGGAUCCGUGUGAACAGCAUUUCUCCUGGAUACAUGGCUACUGACAUGACGCUGGAUUUGUGCAAGAAAUACCCCUGGCUGGGCGAUAUUAUGCAAAACGAGCCGCCUAUGCGGAGGAUGGGAGACCGAACUGAUCUCAAGGUUCCGGUGGUCUAUCUGCUCUCGAAUGCCAGCGCCUAUCACACAUCAGAUGAUAUUUUGAUUACUGGCGGUAUUCACGCGGGUAGACUUUUGUAA